This is a messenger RNA of Cercospora beticola, 1631 nucleotides long. Lineage: Eukaryota; Fungi; Ascomycota; Dothideomycetes; Mycosphaerellales; Mycosphaerellaceae. The record is from RefSeq and is a predicted model, not a curated record.
GCAGUCUUGGCGGGGCACGCCCGCACAAGUUCAAUUCUCGGAGCGUUGGCAGCUGUUUCUUCUCCUCACCAGCGAACUCAUCAAAGCAACACCGCCAAGAUGAGAGCGAAGUGGAGAAAGAAGCGAGUUCGACGCCUGAAGCGCAAGAGAAGAAAGACGAGAGCCAGAUCCAAAUAAGCGCCUCGCAUCACAUCCAACGACAAUCCAUCCAUCUGCCGCGAUUCUGGUCACGCGCGCCCAUCAAACACCAAUGAAAGCAAGGUCUCUGAAGGAAGGAUACGGCAUACCUGACAGCACCUUGAUCUGAAUGGCGCACGCAAGUCAAGCACCACACUGAGUUGCAGGCGGGGGAAGGAGGACUUUCUCGCGUUGGAAUGAAUGAGACGAUGAUGGUGUUUAUUUGACAUGACACUGAGGGCCACGCCGUUUUACUCUCUAACACCGGCGAGACCUACGAAGUUCAAGACUUUCUCAAGUGGAGGAUGGAGACGGGUCACGCCUUUGAGAGGAUUUUUUGGAAGGCUCUGUUUUAGUGGUAGCUACCUGAAUGGAAGCUGUGAUCCGCUGCUUGUCGUGUCUUCAGUGCUGCUUCCAUUUGUGCGCCUUCGCCCGUCAGAGCCGCUUGACUGACCCAUCAUUAUCGCCAGGUAGGGCAUCAGUGCUGUUGUCGCUACCAGGUGCCAUCGCACACUGCUCGGCUGUCUUCUCACGACCAGCACUGGCUGGUCGCUCUGCCCAGACAAUGCCAAGUUACCAAGACCGAUCUCACUCCGACUUCACUUCACUUCCUGGCGGACAAAUCGCUGGAGAGAAACAUAUCAUCGACCGUUGCAGAACCAGCAGCUUUCAGGGCGCUCGUAGUUCUCAGUCUGGAAGCUCCUCUCAAGUUCUAGGCGUCGUCAGCAUCACACAUUGCACAUCCAGGUUACGCGAAGCUUCCUUGGAGCCAGAAGAGCAUUAUGACAGUAUCACUAUUUCCCAAGACCCUCAAACAGCAGAAAUUGGAACCGGACUCUCCCCAUUACAUCGCAAGUCCUCGACUGUGCCAAACGAAUUGAACACACCACACUACAUUACACGCUCCUCUUUCUCCAUCGUCAAGCACCUCAAACGCGUCUCCAUACCCUGCCUCUCGCGUUUCCUGUCCCGAAUGGAACCCACCGCACGACUGCGAUGUGCCGGGUUUGCUGUCGCGAGUUCUGUCAGCAAUGUUGCUUGGGUGCAAACGAACAUUUCCGAAAGCAUCAGGCUUACGAUGGUCCAGGACCAUCGGGAAUACAUUGCGGGUACGUGGUGCAGGCUUCCGGACGAGGAGCCGGGAAUGUAUCGACUGCGCUGAGAAAACCCAAGAGAGCGACGAGUGUGGUACUGAGAUCGAACUGCAUUUCGCUGACGAUAUCCGGGAUUCUGUGAGGAGUGACUGUUUGGUGAAAGACUCUCUGGUCUGGAAACUUUUGGCUUGUCGAAGUCGAUUGAAGCGAGUGUAAGAAGGUAUGUACGGGAAAAAUGUGCAUAGCGAAGUGCUCAUAUACUGGUGAUCCAGGCGCAAUACAGAAACGUAUCUACUCUAGACAUACUCAAGCCAAAUUAACUGUCUCGCGAAACCACACGUCCAUCCCUACGAGGCAAGU